AGUUGAUUUCAGAGGUGGAGCCAAAGGGCGAAAGGCUUUUUUUUUAUUUUAAGGAAUAAGGAGAGAGAGAGAGGCUGGCAGAACAUUCUUCCUAGACUGAACCAGCGAGGACAGCAAGCUAGAUUCGUAGAAUUAGAAAGAAAAUACCAUGCGGGACGUGGAAUUCUUUUGGAUCAGUUUCUUUCUGUCUUUGAUGGUGACUCACGUCAUUGGCCUUCAGUGCUACGCUUGCAACGGGGACAGCAAUUGCCAAGAAACAGAAGAUUGUGAAGAGUAUCAAGAACAAUGUAGCACCACUGUCAUGACCAUACUCACCCGUUCUAAGAUCUCCAGUUACUUCCUGAAGGGCUGUGAUGUGAGUGGGAAACCAAACAGUUCCAUCUCGCAUCUCUCCGGCAAUCAGGUUGUGUUUCUGACAGAGGAGCACUGCGGAACUGAGCUCUGCAAUGAGGGGACACUAGACGUACUGGAUGCUCUCACUGCUCGAGGUCGCCAGCGAAGUGCCUUGCACUGCUAUUCCUGUAGCUCCUCUGACAAGAACUGCUUCAAUGCCAGCCUUGCACAGAUGCGCUGUGCCCGGCCUGAGGAAGACUGCAUAGACAUCACAGCCUUUACAGUGCCAGAAGAGUUCCCGACGGAUGAACAGCGCAUCAAAGGCUGUGGCCUGCUCUCCCACUGCCAGGAGCCUCUGGGGUUCCACAACCAGAACAGUUUCUACCUGAUCAAGUGCUGCAAUUUCAGCGGGUGCAAUGAUGACAGGCAAGAUUACAAGAAUACCUCGUUGCCCCUGAAUGGGGUCACGUGUCACAGCUGCGAGGGAAACGCCACCCAUGGUUGCUCCCCAGAUGACAUCACUAAGGUGCAGUGCCAGGGUCCUAUGACCCAGUGCUUAGAAGCCUCAGGAAUACAUGGCAUCUCUGGACAAAGCUCUGUGGUCAAGGGCUGUGCUUCCCCGUCCUGGUGCGACAGUUCCUACACUUCCGUCUACAAGAACCUAGGGGCCCUUCAUAGCCGCUGCUGCACUGGUGAGCUCUGCAACAGCUGGAUCAUCAACGGGACACUGAGACCGUCCCCUAGGAGCCGAGCCAGUGACAACACCACAGUUCAACGUACCUUGCUUUCAAUGGGACUCCUGCUCUCUUUGACCUUUCUCCUCUCCUCAGGGAGCUCCUGAUCUCCACCUCUAAGAUCAGAGCUUUAUCCAAGCCAGGACUUAACCAGGGCUCAGACCCAGAACCUUUCCCCGCACCCCUUCCAGUAUUACAGUGCAGCUGUGAAGAAACAAUGGACCACCUCUGGGCAUAUGAAGAGCGCAUUUCCCAUACCACUGAGGAACUACAGACCAUGCCUAUAACACUAGGGAUUAAGAGGCUGGCCUUCCAGGUUCAAGUUCCAAGCAGGCACGAGCUCAAUGGCUUCUCUUUUGAAAGUCACCACUGAGUGGGGAGUAAGUCCCAUUGAACACAGCGAGACUUGCUUCUGAGUACACAUGCACUGGACAAGGCAGUAGGUUAUGUGUUGAGAAAGGAGGGACUGGAGUCUAGUGGUUAGAAAAGGACAAGGCUGGGGAUCCCUGGGUUGUGUGGGGGGGGGGCUAAAUGGAGGCUAGUGGAUUAAGCCAGAGGUGUCUGGAAAUCCCUGCUGGCAAAUACUUUUCUUUUGUUACACCCUAAACAGAAACGUCUCAUCUUAUUAUUUAUUCUUUUUCCUUUGCUAUGAAGACCCUUUGACUCUUUCUGGAAACAAGGAUUUGUCCCACGGGCUUUUUAAAAUCCGGAAGGUGGCUUUGGGAAUAGUUCCUGCACAGCACAAGCAAAGGGGGAAUUAGACUUGGGGGAUCGUGCCAAGGAACCUCUAGACACAUUUACCAUCCACCUCCAUUGGACCUUCUUGAAGUUUGUUUACCGCAUGACAUGGUGUCUCCCCUUAAGGUUAUGAUCAUGUUUUAUAUAUAUAUGUGUGAACAUUAUUUAUCUUAAUAAACUAUUUUUAUAAUAUUAAAAA
Messenger RNA from Rhineura floridana, 2004 nucleotides. Its product is annotated as urokinase plasminogen activator surface receptor-like. Bases 149 to 1174 code for a protein of 341 amino acids. Gene Ontology annotation, cellular component: plasma membrane. The record is from RefSeq and is a predicted model, not a curated record. Lineage: Eukaryota; Metazoa; Chordata; Lepidosauria; Squamata; Rhineuridae. The transcript is spliced from 7 exons.